GCAACGGCAAACGCAAGCACCGCCACCACCACAACAACCCACCAACCAUGUCUGGCAAGACAUCCAAGACAGCCACCCUCAGGAAGGUGGAGCUGCCAAAGGAGACACCCGAAGGUGGAGAUGUGCUGGCUCCAGGAUCACUGAAUCCUCGUCGUAUGCGCCGUAUCAUUGCCGAGGACAAAUCGUGGAACCAGGACCGGGUGCCGUCACUGGUCGACCUCUGUGUCGGCGCCAUCGUGCGCAACUUCAAGGACCACCCAGUCACAGACCAGCUGCCACCAGAGUUUCGCCAGCGCGUCCUUGACGAGCUGCCCUCCAAUCUCCCGCUGGACCUUACUGUGAAGCUCAUCUCCGACGAAAACUACUGGAAGCGCGCUGCUACCAUCAUGACAGAUCAGGUCCACGAUGUCUCCAAGCACGGCGACUCAUGGAAGCGCCUCUUCUUCGAGAAAUACGUGCAAAAUAUGGUGGAGUCAUACAUUCCAGGCACAAGUGCAGAGGAGCCGCUCCACCGUGUGCUUGCCCUCGCCAAGGAAUACGUCGUGUCCUUGACGAUCACAAGCCUACAGCCGCCAGCCAAGGCAGCGGUAGAGCAGGUGCUUGCACCGCACGCGCUGCCAGAUGAGCUGAGCAUCCAGGGCGCACUGUCAUCCUCACGGAAGGACGCGUCUCGCCUCAUCAGCCUGCUUGAUGAUCCAAAUGCCAUCCACAAGGACAAAGGAGACGCGACCGGGAACGCAGGCAACGACAACGACGAUGAUGAUGAUGAUGACGAUGAUGACGACGACGAUUCUGUGAUUGCAGACCAUCUCGACAUUGGCGCAGUGGUCGAGCAGCUGCCAAACCUCCAGUCGUUGAGUCUCUGCUACAAGGUCAAGGACUGUGGGAUGAAGUUCAACUGGUCCAUGUUCGGCAUGACGUCCGGCGAUGCACAGAUGCUGGCAGAGUGUGCCAAGUACAGCGGCAAGCUGCGUUCCCUCUCCGUGACAGAAAGCAUGAUGAACGACCGCCACGUUCGCCGUCUCGCUUCCAAACUUCUGGACAACGAAUUCCUCACACGCCUCGACCUCUCCCACAACGAAAUCUCAGACAAGGGUGCGCGCGGACUGGCCAAACUGCUGAACGCGCAUUCGAAGAUCACAUACCUGUGCCUGGCAAACAACCAGAUUGCUGAGCACGGCGCGCUGGCGCUGGCCAAGGCCAUGAGGAACAACAACGUGCUGACCACGCUGGAUUUGCGGCUCAACAACAUAGGCGACAAGGGCGCAUACGCUCUUUUCAAGGAGCUUGCGCACAAUUCAACCCUCACCACGCUCAACGUCAGCAGCAACAACCUCACCCAUCGCUCCACCGCAGCCCUUGGAGAGAUGCUGGAGAAGAACACGACUCUCAAGUAUCUUGACAUCACCUGCAACGAACUCGGCGAUCCUGCCGGAAAGCUGGCUGGCUCUGUGUGUGACCUCUGUGUUGUUUCUCGUUGCGAUUUGUGUGGACCAGACGUAAAGGUCUGUCAGUGCAUCUGCCAGCCAUGA
Molecule: messenger RNA, 1532 nt
Organism: Salpingoeca rosetta
Lineage: Eukaryota; Choanoflagellata; Craspedida; Salpingoecidae
Exons: 10
Coding region: 48-1532 (494 amino acids)
Molecular function (GO): protein binding
Source: RefSeq, a predicted model, not a curated record